AUGCGCGAUGCGGUGUGCGCAGCAGCCCGCGCGGGCGACAUGGAGCGGCUCGAACAGCUUGUCCACGACGGCAACAGCAUCCACCACGUCCGCUGGUCGGGUGUUUCAGCCUUACACCGGGCGUGCGAAGGUGGGCAUCUCGAGUCGAUCAAGUUUCUAAUUGCACAAGGCGCCGAUGUCAACGCGCGAGCUGCCUGGGGCUGGUAUGCCCCGCUGCACAUGGCUGCACGCUACGGCCAUGAGGCUGCCAUCUUGCUGCUUCUGGAUGCCGGCGCGAAUUGGAGCCAGCCCGAUAAGUACCGCGCCACGCCGCACAAGUACGCGGUGCGGGCGGGUCACGCGACGAUGGCCCAUCGCAUUGACGCGGUUGUCACGGCGCGCACGAAGACGAGCGCGAAAGCGAAUGACAAGAAAGGACAUACGAAUACAUAG
Messenger RNA from Saprolegnia diclina VS20, 432 nucleotides. RefSeq lists its product as hypothetical. The record is from RefSeq and is a predicted model, not a curated record. The transcript is spliced from 5 exons. Gene Ontology annotation, molecular function: protein binding. Bases 1 to 432 code for a protein of 143 amino acids. Lineage: Eukaryota; Oomycota; Saprolegniomycetes; Saprolegniales; Saprolegniaceae.